Molecule: messenger RNA, 760 nt
Organism: Echinops telfairi (small Madagascar hedgehog)
Lineage: Eukaryota; Metazoa; Chordata; Mammalia; Afrosoricida; Tenrecidae
Gene: ITPA
Product: inosine triphosphatase
Exons: 8
Coding region: 45-674 (209 amino acids)
Biological process (GO): nucleoside triphosphate catabolic process
Cellular component (GO): cytoplasm
Molecular function (GO): nucleoside triphosphate diphosphatase activity
Source: RefSeq, a predicted model, not a curated record
AGGCUAGGGGUUUCCAGUGGAACCCCAGGGAAACGGGAUUCGGCAUGGCGACCUCCUGGGCGGGGAAGACGAUCGUGUUUGUCACUGGGAACGCCAAGAAAUUGGAGGAGGUCAUUCAGAUUAUAGGAGAUACGUUUCCAUGCACUCUGGUGGCUCAGAAAAUUGACCUGCCCGAGUACCAAGGAGAGCCCGAUGAGAUUUCCAUCCAGAAGUGCAAGGAGGCGGCUCGCCAGGUCCAGGGGCCCGUGCUGGUGGAGGAUACCUGUCUGUGUUUCAAUGCCCUCGGGGGGCUCCCUGGCCCCUACAUAAAAUGGUUUCUGGAGAAGUUAAAACCUGAAGGUCUCCACCAGCUCCUGGCCGGGUUUGAGGACAAAUCAGCCUAUGCGCUCUGCACAUUCGCACUCAGCACCGGGGAUCCCAGUGAGCCCGUGCUCCUGUUCAGGGGCCGGACCUCGGGCCAGAUCGUGGCACCCCGAGGCUGCCGGGACUUUGGCUGGGAUCCCUGCUUCCAGCCCGACGAAUACAAGCAGACGUACGCCGAGAUGCCCAAGGCUGAGAAGAACGCCAUCUCCCACCGCUUCCGGGCCCUGUUUGAACUGCAGAAGUACUUUUGCAGCCUGCCUCCCCAGAGGGCCGGAGGGGGCCAGCCGGGCAGGGAAUCUGGGGAGGGCUAGGCCGAGAGCUCUCCUCAGCAGACACUGCUCUGAGCUCCCCGCGUGGGAGGCAGCUUCACCGGGCCCUGGCGGAAGCAACAGGCACU